Molecule: messenger RNA, 2161 nt
Organism: Trichoplusia ni (cabbage looper)
Lineage: Eukaryota; Metazoa; Arthropoda; Insecta; Lepidoptera; Noctuidae
Product: adrenodoxin-like
Exons: 3
Coding region: 192-668 (158 amino acids)
Biological process (GO): positive regulation of oxidoreductase activity; P450-containing electron transport chain
Cellular component (GO): mitochondrion
Molecular function (GO): 2 iron, 2 sulfur cluster binding
Source: RefSeq, a predicted model, not a curated record
ACGUCAUGUAAAAACGGAACGUUACUUGAGUAACCUAAAAUUCGUAAGGUCAAGUAUAAUUUUGCGAAAUUAUCAUAAUUUAUUAACAUAUAUCUCCAGGACGCUAUCUCACGAAGUUACUUAAUAUUCGACGGCAUCGCGUUCAGUGAUUCAGCUUUUUUAAACGACUCUGUGUACAGAAAAUCAACAAAAUGUUACGGAACUUUGUAAAAAACUUUUCUUCGAAAAAUCUACGUUGUAUUAUUAAAAACAACCGUGGAUCCACAAGUUUCGGUAAUAUUAGGAGUAUAGCCCCACUGUCGACAACAGAACUGGCGUUAAAAGACGAAAAAAUAAACAUCACAUUCAUAUUAUACGAUGGCAAACGAUUGCAAACGGAAGCUAAAGUGGGUGACACACUGCUCGAUGUGGUCGUCAACAACGACCUCAAUAUCGAGGGGUACGGCGCGUGUGAAGGGACCUUAACGUGCUCCACCUGCCAUGUGGUGCUUAAGGACGAGGAUUACAAGAGACUGCCUGAAGAACCAUGCGACGAAGAACGAGAUAUGCUAGACCUUGCCUACGGUCUAACUGACACCUCACGCCUGGGCUGUCAGAUAACCCUCACGAAGGACAUGGACGGACUAGAAAUCAGGGUCCCGGAGACCAUUAACGAUGCCAGGAGUUGAUGAUAGGGUUAACUAGCUUUAAAAAGCCCUCUUCUGCAAGAACUUAUCAAUAGUUUAGGUAGUUUGAUAAUAAACCCCCUGAGAGACGACGUGGAGUUGAUAAUAGACCUCUGAAAAUGUUUGAAGAUAGACCUGAUUGACGGUGUAGAUAUGAGAAUAGACCCCCAAAAAAUAUUAGUGAUAGAUCCCUGAAUGAAAGUUUGAUAUAGAACGCUUUGAAGAUCAACGUCCGAUUUAUAACGAUGAGUCCAUUAUUUUCUUUCAAAAACUUUCUCAAAGAGAAAAAAAAUAUGGUUUAAAAAACUCGUUUUGGUAAUUGCUCAUUGUAAUAGGUAUAGUUUGGAUCGUUGAAUAUAUACCACCUAGAGGUGUUGUGUUCUAUGUGACAGAUAGAAAAAUGAAGCUCUUUUUGCGUCCAUCGACUGUUAAAAUUAUAAAAUUUUCAUAGUUUUUCAGAUUUAAUAUUCAUUUAAAACUUCAUCACAGUUUCCUAUAAAUAAAAUAGUUCAUAUUGAUCAGUCUUCCAGAAGAUGGGUAGAUAUUGUUACAGCGAGCUUUCAUUUCGCCGCGAUACACGAUGUCUUGUACAGUCAAUAGCAAGUCAUUGAUCAAAAUCACAAAUUGAGAAGACCUAUAACUGUCAAAAUUGACACUGACAAUAUUUUGACGUUUGUUUAACGUCAAAUUGAUAGAAUUUAAAAUAGUUUUACAAUAAUGGACGAUUUGAAAUAAUAAUGUUAUGGUUGGCGUGAGAGCGUAACGCAUCUUUCUUUGACAAUUACAUGAGUCAUCAUAAGAACAGGCGAUUUUAAGACUUUUGACUAAAUUAGGCCCAAAUACCGCUAUUUAUAAUGGCAGAUAAAGCAAUGAUAAUUGGAUUCAAUUGGCACUACUCGUAUUCUUCAAAGUCAACUCAAAAAUUGUCUUGAAUAAUUGACAUUACCCGCUAGCUGAGUGGUCGAGGUAUCCACGCCAAAACCACCGAGCUGUGCCGCGGUUUCGAUCCCCGCGUAGGGCAAUCAUUUGUGUGAUCCACGAAUGCUUGUCCUGAUUCUGGGUGUCUUUGUGUAUGUGACUUGAAUGUUUGUCAAACCCCCGCGACACAAGUAUUAAAUUCCUUAAUUUAAUGCGGAAGUCGAUUUUUAAAACACGUAUACGAAUGUUGUCAAAUUAAAUCCAAUUUCUAUUUAUUCAUCGGCUAUUGUAAAUAGCAGAAUUUGGCCUAAUACACCACAACUUAUAACAUAUAUUUUUGUAGGCCUAAAAUUGGCAGACAAAGUAUGUGGACGAACAUUGCACAAUUAUAAAAUGACAACUGUCAGGCACUAGUUGAUAUUUUUGGAGUGACUUAGUUUUGUACUAAUAAUACUUAAAUUUCAUUAAGCUAUUAAGAUUCUUUGAGAAACAAUACUUAUAUCUAAUAUACACCGUGAUUUUUUAGUCGUCUUACAAAAGCAGCCCAGUUCAUGUAUCCAAUGACUAGAACACGUUCA